Molecule: messenger RNA, 2755 nt
Organism: Ctenopharyngodon idella (grass carp)
Lineage: Eukaryota; Metazoa; Chordata; Actinopteri; Cypriniformes; Xenocyprididae
Gene: flot1b
Product: flotillin 1b
Exons: 13
Coding region: 133-1410 (425 amino acids)
Biological process (GO): protein kinase C signaling; regulation of receptor internalization; positive regulation of cell-cell adhesion mediated by cadherin
Cellular component (GO): plasma membrane
Source: RefSeq, a predicted model, not a curated record
CAGCCUGAGUGUUUUGAAUGGGCGUGGCCGAGACUGCGUGAUUACGACGAGCUUUUGCCGUUGACACAAGAGUCAAUCCGGACCACAUCUACUUCGUUUUUACCGAAAUAUCAGCCAUCGAUCUAAUUCAAGAUGUUUUACACCUGUGGUCCCAAUGAGGCUAUGGUGAUCUCAGGAUGUGGUCGCUCUCCUCCUCUGAUGAUUGCUGGUGGAAGAGUGUUUGUUAUUCCCUGCAUUCAGCAAAUCCAGCGGAUCUCUCUCAAUACUCUGACUCUGAAUGUAAAGAGUGAAAAGGUCUACACCAGGCAUGGAGUACCAAUCUCAGUGACUGGCAUUGCCCAGGUGAAGAUCCAGGGUCAGAAUAAAGAAAUGCUGGCUGCCGCCUGUCAGAUGUUCAUGGGGAAGUCUGAGACUGAGAUUGCUGAGAUUGCCCUGGAGACUCUUGAGGGACAUCAGAGAGCCAUUAUCGCCCACCUGACUGUGGAGGAGAUCUAUCAGGACCGUAAAAAGUUCUCAGAGCAGGUGUUUAAAGUGGCUUCCUCUGACCUGGUCAACAUGGGCAUCGGUGUUGUCAGCUACACGCUCAAAGAUGUGCAUGACGAUCAGGAUUAUCUAAGCUCGCUGGGUAAAGCUCGUACUGCUCAGGUGCAAAAAGACGCUCGUAUCGGUGAAGCUCAGUUCAAGAGAGAUGCCGUCAUCAAGGAGGCUCACGCCAUGCAGGAGAAGGUCUCUGCUCAGUAUAUGAAUGAAAUUCAGAUGGCUAAAGCACAAAGGGACUAUGAGCUGAAGAAAGCAUCCUAUGACUAUGAGGUCAACACCAAGAAGGCAGAGUCUGAAAUGGCCUAUCAGCUUCAGGUGGCCAAGACAAAGCAGCGUAUCGAGGAAGAGAAGAUGCAGGUUCAGGUUGUGGAGCGUACGCAGCAGAUCACUUUACAGGAGCAGGAGAUCACCCGUAGGGAGAAGGAACUGGAGGCCAAGGUCCGGAAACCAGCUGAGGCUGAGAGAUACCGUAUUGAGAAGAUUGCUGAGGCAGAACGGCUUCAGAUGAUCAUGGAGGCAGAAGCUGAGGCAGAGUCCAUCAGAAUGAGGGGAGAAGCACAGGCUUUUGCCCUGGAGGCGAAGGGUCGGGCUGAAGCUGAGCAGAUGGCCAAAAAGGCAGAAGCUUUUAAAGAGUACAAAGAGGGAGCCAUGGUGGACAUGCUGCUGGAGAAACUCCCACUGAUGGCAGAAGAGAUCAGCAGGCCACUCUGUGCAGCUCAGAAGAUCACCAUGGUGUCCAGCGGUGGGUCAGAAGUGGGCGUUGCUAAGCUGACAGGGGAAGUUCUGGAUAUCAUGACUCGCCUGCCAUUCACAGUGGAGAAACUGACUGGAGUGAACAUCUCACAGGUUGGUUUAACCCGCAUGGGCUAAUGGAGUUCAUGAAGAAGGAAUCAAGUCUGAUCAGCUCUGAUUGCAGAUCUCAGCGCUUCCUGUCUGUGUGCAUGUGUGCAUGCCAAUGUGUGCUGAACAUGGAACAUUGAGGUCUUUUUUUUGUGUGCGUGUGUGUGUAAUUCACCAUUUGUAACUUCAGUUUUUAUAUUAUAUUUUGUGAAUUCAAUGUUUGUAUCACAAGUUAUUAUAAUUUUAUACAUUUAUAAGCUGAACUACAUCUACUCUAGAGCCUCUGUUAAUAGUGCAUAUUCAGGGAAGCAGUGCUGAUCUUUUAAUUUCUUAAUAGUUUCUGUGUUUCUGUCUAUUAGAGCCACACGCCUGUUGAUUCUGGUUCAGUUCCUUUCAAAACCAAAGUGCAUUCCAGACCAAUGCACAUAAAUUCACCUCAAGUGCAUUACUGAAGCCAUAGUCCACAUGCAUGAUGCCUUCUGUAUCCAGACACUGAAAUGUGAUGCUUUAUUCUGACCAUAUUUUAAACCUCUUUGUGACUUAUGUUCUGAGAAUAUAUCGUCCGAUGGUUUGUAAAGACUUUUUCUUUUAAACAGUGGUACUAGAGUUUGCAGACAUAUUAAAAUUAUUUAGAAUGUAAGUUUUUGCUACUCUUCAGACAGGUCACUUUCCCUUAAACAGGUAUGAGUGCUCAGGAAAGUGGUUUUUACAGCAAGUUGAAAGGUGAGAGGGGGUGGGAAAUGAGUGAAGAAAAGAAACCUGAUGAUUUUUGAAGUUCAUGAACAAACAGGAAAAAAGAAGAGGAAAUAGAUUGUUUUUAAUGCAGGCCGCAAGCAUGUCUUUGUGCCCACAGCAACUCAAAUGAAGGCUUAUGGUGGUUUCAUUUCUCGUAUCGUUUUCCAAUGGUUGCAAAAACAAAAAAGUUAGUUUUGGUUUUACCAUGCUGCUGUAUACUUCACACUAAAAUCAACUCAACAUUACCAAAGGUAAACCUAUGCAUCUCUAGUUUACGCCUUCAAAGUGCCUCAAAGCGCCUUUUUACUUCCUCAAUGAAUCAAUCUGACAGCAGCCUGCUCUGGUCUCUAUCGUUCCAGCAACAGGAACAUAACUGACGCGUCAUGUGAUUCUUCCUGGCCUUAAUGACUAAUUUCAUUCAGAAUAUAACAUUUUUUGCCAUUAUAUUGUUUUCUUUGGGGUAAAGCCUUGUUGUUUAUAUAUUCAACAGACUAACCCAAUAUUUGCCUUACUGUAUGUUCAAUGGUGAUGUAGAUAUUUCACUUUAAACUGUAGAUCUAUAUAUCCAGGCUGAGAUUUAUACAUAAGUAUGUACUGUUUUAUAUAUCAAUAAACUAUUAGCAUGUGCUGUACUUAUUAA